ACGACUUCCUGGAAGGUUUUCCAUGCGAGCGUCAGUUUUAUGUGAUGCACAGAAGAAAGAGGUAUUGGUCACCUAAAGAAGGGGACAUAGUCCAAACAUGGAAGAGGAGGAGGCGAUCCCCAAGCAGAGAGCGAGAUGGCCGCCGACUACAUACACACAGAAUAUCCCCACGUGCACACAGAUUUUCUCCGUAUAGGUCUUGCUUAAGAAGCUGGAAAAGGGACACAUUCUUUGAUCGGUGCAAGAGGACGCACUCUAGUGAAAUUCGUUUUUCUCAAGGGCACAGUACUUCAUCCCACAGCAAAAGCUAUUCCUACUCCACCCGGUCUCCAGCUCGCCCACACUCAAGAGACCGUACAAAGACAAAAGCUGAGAAACAGCCUCAUAAGAUCUCUCACAAACACAGCACUAGGUCUGGUAGCUACUCUUCCUCGAAGAGCCAGCGGAGCACUAAGGACAGCCAGAAUGUGGAGAAUGAUAAGGAAGGGCACCUGGUGUGCCGGACGGGAGAACGCAUCCAGGAGAGAUAUGAGAUUGUUGGAGACCUAGGAAAAGGGACCUUUGGCAAAGUGGUGGAGUGUCUGGAUCUUGCCAGAGGCAACUCCCGAGUAGCUCUCAAGAUCAUCCGGAAUGUGAGGAAAUACCGGGAGGCAGCGCAGCUGGAAAUAAAUGUCUUGGAGAAAAUCAAAGAGCGAGAUCAGGACAACAAAAAUAUGUGUGUCUUGAUGAGGGACUGGUUUGAUUUCCAUGGACAUGUCUGCAUUGCCUUUGAGUUGCUGGGGAAAAGCACUUUUGAGUUCCAGAAAGAGAAUAAUUUCUUACCGUAUCCUCUGGCACAUAUUCGGCACAUGGCCUUCCAGUUGUGCCAAGCAUUAAAGUUUUUGCAUGAGAAUCAGCUGACGCAUACUGACCUCAAACCUGAGAACAUUCUCUUUGUGAAUUCAGAAUAUGACAUCUGCUAUAAUGAGAGCAAGAAGUGUGAAGAAAAAUGCGUGAAAAAUCCCAGUAUCCGUAUAGUAGACUUUGGCAGUGCCACUUUUGACCACGAAUACCAUACCACUAUUGUGGCCACACGCCACUACCGUCCACCAGAAGUGAUACUUGAACUGGGCUGGUCCCAACCAUGUGAUGUGUGGAGCUUGGGCUGCAUCCUAUUUGAAUACUACACUGGAUUCACCCUUUUUCAGACCCAUGAUAACCGGGAGCAUUUAGUAAUGAUGGAGAAGAUCCUUGGACCACUACCACGCCGCAUGGUGUAUAAAACUCGGAAACAAAAGUACUUCCACAAUGGCUCCUUGAUCUGGGAUGAAAAUUCUUCAGAUGGUCGAUAUGUCAGCAAAAACUGUCAUCAACUUAUGAGUUACAAGAGCAGUGAUUCUGCGGAACACGUGCAGCUGUUUGACUUGCUGAGCAGGAUGCUGGAGUUCAGACCUGCGCUGCGCAUCACGCUUCAGGAAGCCCUGGAACAUCAAUUUUUCACUUGCUUGAAGCCAGAAGAGAAUGCUCUGGGUAACCGAAUCUCAAGAGACCUCAGCAGAUGACACGAACAGAGUUUGACUGGACACUUUAGCGAGUAUAUUGCUGUCAUUCGGACUGAUUGUAUCAUCACUGUGGCACGCUUCUUGCUCUGAACAUAUUUCCCAAUAUAUCUGUAAUAUUGUUUUCUUUGUUUAAGAGGACCAGUGCUACACACACAUGCACAAUUUAGUCAACAGCAAUCAAGGAUAGAAGUUGCACACUUCAAGCGUUUGUCAAUUUGCUUGAUUAUGGUGCAAGAGCCAUUAAGAACAAUGUGAUCUCUCUGCGUACCUGUGAUCAUGGUGGAUACUUAUAGUUCAUCGUCUGAGUCCUACUGUCAGUUUUAGUGCAGAGCAUUGUGGGAAGCUGCAGCCAUGUAACACAAAUGUUGCUUUUCUAUUUAUUAGAGGUGAAUAGUUCAUACAAAUGUAUAUAUGGGUGCACUCAGGGAGGUAGAGCACUGAGCAAGUACUCAGCUGAAUUUCAGUGGGGAAGGAGGUGCAAGGUCUAAACCAGAAUAUUACAAAGCACACUUCCCUCUUACUGGUGUGCCACUUAUAUUAUAGGGAGGAUCUUAAUAGUUUCCCUGUCUUUGUUACUGAAAGUUUGUUCUAUCAAUAAAUUUGUGAAGGUGAUUUGUUUUCAUAAAAAA
Xenopus tropicalis (tropical clawed frog) is the source of this 2170-nucleotide messenger RNA. RefSeq names its product CDC like kinase 3 (gene clk3). Lineage: Eukaryota; Metazoa; Chordata; Amphibia; Anura; Pipidae. The transcript is spliced from 13 exons. The record is from RefSeq and is marked provisional. Gene Ontology annotation, molecular function: transferase activity; kinase activity; ATP binding. Gene Ontology annotation, cellular component: nucleus. The coding region runs from base 45 to 1541 and encodes 498 amino acids.